AUGUUGGAAAGAUCAUUGCCAGAUGAUACCAAUAGAAGCAGGAUUCUCUUCACCAGCAGGUUUCAGAAUUUGACUUCGCAAUUUAGUGAUUGCGAGCCUUUCCAUCUCCAACAACUUACUGUUGAAGAGUGUUUUGUGUUGCUUCAGAAGAAGAUAUUUGGCAGAAAAGAUUGCUGGAAGAAUUUUGCAAACAGUCUUAGUUCCAGCAUUGUAAUUGAGACCAAUCUGUUGGAGUUGGGUUAUAGUCAUUUACCUGAUUAUUUGAAGCCAUGCCUUUUUUACUUUGGCGCAUUUCCAGAAGAUGAGAAUAUUCCUACUGAAGGAAAGAGUUUAGAGGAUAUGGCUAAUGACUACUUGAAGAAUUUGGUUAAUAGAAGUUUAGUUAUGGUUACCCAACAGAGAACUAUAGAUGGUGCCAUAGCUUGCCGAAUUCAUGAUUUGUUGGACCUGGGGGAGUUUAGUCUUGGCAAAAGUUUCCCGAUGGAAGUAGUGUUGCUUGUUCACGUGAGAUACUUGGCCAUUCGAUCAGAACUGUUAUCAAUUCUAGAUGCAAUAGCCAACCUCUCAAGGUAUGGUUUUACUUUUCCCAACAAUCUGGAAGGCUCCCCGGAUUUAGAACAUCUAGUCACUUUGACCCUAGCGAUUGAUCCUUCUUAUCAAAGCUUGCAAAAGAUACCGAAAAAGUUUCCAAGCAUCCGAAGGCUAAGAUGUGCAGGACUCGGAUCUUAUGGCAAUGGGAUUCUCAUGCUGGACUAUUUGAGUCAACCGUGGAGUGAAAUUUCAACAAUUGGUAAGCUGACCAAGCUUGAAGUGCUUAAGUUAAACAGUGAAUCCUUUGUGGGAAGGAAAUGGGAAAUGAAAGACGGGGAGUUCUCUAAGCUCCGAAUCUUGAAACUGUCAGAGUUGGACAUCCGUUGGUGGACUGCAACAUCUUCUGAUCAUUUUUCCUGUCUUGAGAAAUUGGUUUUGCAUGGUUGUAAGAAGCUGGAAGAGCUCCCUUCUUGUUUAGGGGAAUCUGCGCCUCUUGUAAUGAUUGAGGUGAAAGGGUGCAGUCUGCUGAAAGUUCUGUGA
Messenger RNA from Coffea arabica (coffee), 1071 nucleotides. Its product is annotated as putative late blight resistance protein homolog R1B-16. Gene Ontology annotation, molecular function: ADP binding. NCBI's taxonomy places the organism in Eukaryota, Viridiplantae, Streptophyta, Magnoliopsida, Gentianales, Rubiaceae. The record is from RefSeq and is a predicted model, not a curated record.